UUGUGAAGUUCCAGGAGCCAGAGUCUGUUGGAGUGUCUCAGCAUCUGACUAACACCGUGUUUGUGGACAGAGCCUUGAUCGUGGUCCCGUUUGCUGAAGAAGGCAAAAGCAGGCCCCUCGUUGAUGGCUGAAAGUGGUCCUCUGCCUGCCAACAGGGGAUUGUAGACAUUUGCAAAGGCCAGCAAGCAUUCAAGCCCCACCCCUCUCUUUUUGUGUCCUCUAUUCUUUCUCUGCCCUCUCUUUCUCUUUCCUUCUGUCUAAUUUUAUCUUUUCUAGGUGGUGUAGUUUAGAGUAUAAAGGUCAGAAAUCAAGGACAUAGCCUGAAACAGUGCUUACCCUGCACUAUUUUUCAACACUUUGGAACGCUGCUUAUCAAUUAAUUUUAUGGCUAAAGCUUUGUUCCUUAAAAGAAAAGGCUGGCAAUAUUCUUCAUCUUUUGAUGUCAACAAAUCCUAUGAAGAGACAAAAAGACCACUGUCCAAAAACGCAUAUUAAAAAGCACAUCUUGUCCCACAAACAUGUCUCCCCCCUGCACGGGGGGACAUGUUUGUUCAAUUCAGUGAACGCUGGCACUGCAGUUUAUUUUGAGUCAGUGCCACAGGCACCAUUCUGCUGGUGUAAAUACUUGCUAGUGCACCAAAUGUGUAUUAAUCUGCCACUGAAAAUAAUCAAACAAGUGCUGCUGUUGAAAACUACAGUACCUGGUUGUUUUAGGAAAUAAUUUAGCUUUUUAUAAAAAUUAAAUAGUAUAUUUAUGACCUGUUUUUGAAGAUUUCAGUGGUAAUAAUGGGGAUUGUAGCUGAGAGCCGCACACAGGGUAUAGAAAUUAGAAAGUAUUGACAGACGGAUAAGGACAUAGUUGAUUUUGGUCUUUUCGUGGGAUUUAUUGACAAUAACAUAAAAAACAGAGUAUAUCCAGCUUCCUCCAUUGUAAAAAUGUUUAAAUUUACUACUGAAAUUUAAAAAAAAAAAACAACAACUUAACAACGUUUGGGUCUGGUGGCGAUACAAGAGGACUGUGUGUUGUUAAUCAGUUGUUCAAAAACCACAAUGCCCAGGUAGCUGACACUGCACAGACAUACUUUGAAAAUUUACAUUAUCUCAGCGAAAUGAGCGAAUUUUGGACUUAAAAAGGAGAACACUAGUCAAAGAUGAUUGUCUGAUAUACUGAUGUAACAGUUUGCCUCCAUCUCGUCAUAAGUUGUCUAAGAUACCCACCCGCCAUAACACGAUGUUGGUACAAUAUUCUCUUUAACAGUGGUCUUCUUUUGUUGUUGUGUUUUACAGUUCUUUUUCCUGGCUCAGCCAGUCCUGUAUACCAGGCCCAGCUGAAAAUACCAUCCAACAGUUUUGUCUCCUGCAGCAAUUUCUCGAUCCAGUGUGCUUCUUUUGUUUAAAUGUUGUCAUUAUUGUGUGUCCGUUUUUAUGUGAGAGUAAGAGUUGUUUUUGGGGUGGAUUUACUGUGAGAUGAUUAUGAGGUCUUUAUUUGUUCAUUUUGGGCCAUUUUGAAAUAAAAUCAGAGGCAUUUUGCAAAAAAAAAAGAUGAUAAAAUGAUCAUCCUUGGUCCACGUUUGGUUAAUUGAUGCAGUGACAGGUAAGGAUACUAGAAUAAUGAUGUACAAAAGGCACGCUACCUACCCUUAAUUCUGUUAUUGCCAUUUAGUGUAUAAACCACUUAAUCCUCUGAAAUGUGUUUUGGUAAGUAGACACUGAUAGCUUGUAUAGUGUUCUUGCCAAAUCCCUAAAUUUCUCUUUGUUGUGUGUAUCUCGAUUUUUCUCUGUGUGCUUUUAGUAGCGAAGCCGCCAACGUGAGUCGCUUGUUUCAGUAAACGUCUAAAUGAAAAUUGAGGGCACACCCAACUGGAGAAGCAGCUGUGCUUGCUAACGUUUGGUUCAUGACUUAAAAAACACGUUCAGGAUCUAUUCCAGAUGAGGCUAAAGCUUUGUCACUGUUGGCGCCAGCAAAUGCUGUUGCAGGAAUUCUGCCAGGGGGAGGACUUCUUCCAACACCCAACCCCAUCCCCAAUCCAUCUAUUGGAGGGAACCCUUUUGGUGCUCCGAACAUGGAUGCAAUGACUGCAUUUGGCUUCCCAGGACCCAAUAUGAAUCCCCAGGCUGCUGAUCAGCUGUUAAAGUUCAUGACGGAUCCAAAACUGAAUCCCCUGGCUGCAGGCUUAAACCUGAACCCAGGCCUGAAGGCUGACGCAUCCAAUAAAGAAAUCGAAGAGGCCAUGAAGAGAGUCAGAGAGGCUCAGUCGCUCAUUUCUGCUGCUAUUGAACCUGGAAAUAAAGAGAGCAAAAAGAAGCACUCUCGGUCCCGGUCCCGGUCCAGAAGGAGGUGGUCAAGAUCCCGUUCAAGACACAGGCGAACCAGAAGCAGAUCAAGGCGACGAUCAGGCUCGAGAAGCAGGCGGCGCUCCAAAAGCCCACGCAGGAGACACACCCACUCCAGAGACCGAAGCAGGCGAUCAGGAAGCAGAUCCAGAGAUAGAAAGAAAGAUGACUCUGGGAGAAGAAGAUCCAAAACACCACCCAAAAGCUACAGCACAGCCAGGAGGUCACGCAGUAUGAGCCGGAGACGCAGGAGAAGUCGCAGCAGCAGCCGAUCUCCUAAAAAGUCCCCUAAAAGGAGAAGCUCCAGGUCUCCAUCUCCUCGAAGACACAAGAAGGAGAAGAAGAGGGAUAAGGAAAGGGACAGGGACCGCAGGAGUGAUAAAGAGCGUAGUCGUGAGGAACGUGAACACUCCACCAGCAAGAAAAAGAAAAGUAAAGACAAAGAAAGAGAGCGGGAGAGGAAGUCGGAUGGCGAGAAAGGAGAUGUUAAGAUCACCAGGGAUUACGACGAAGAAGAGCAGGGCUAUGACAGCGAGAAGGAGAGGGAGGACAGGAAGGAUUCAGACGACUCUGCUUUUUCUCCACAGUCAGUAGAAGGUAACGGCACAGCACGACCCAUGAAGAAGGCCAAAGUUAACGGUGCUGACGAUCACCAUGAAGAGGACAUGGAUGUCAGCGACUGAGUGGUCCAUCCUGCCUUUUCCCACAUAAUCCCUCCACUAUUGUUGUCAGCGUGUUGCAAAACAACAUUUUUUUCCCCCACUGGGGUACAUCUAAAAUGUGAAGUGUGUUUGAAAUGUAUUGAUUUUUCACAAAGAAAUGUACAAUGUUGGACUGUUAGUCUUUUUUGUCCAAUGACGUCGUUCUCUUGCUUUGUCACAUCGCUUUAAAGUAGACAUGCUUUUUGCCUCUAAAAAUGUAAUCAGUUAAAACUGGAAGUAGACUUGCUUUGCUUUCUUGAGCUUGUGUUGUGAGAUUUUGUCACUUCUCCUAUACUGUAUCUUUAUAUUUUUGUUUAUUGUUGUGGUGUGAUGCUCAGGCCUAUUUCUGCAUCUUUUUGGAGACAGUUACAUUUGCUUCUUGUGAUUUGAAUGUGUUGUUUUAUCAAGGAUUUCUUUUAUAAUAAAGCCUUUUUGGAGAA
Molecule: messenger RNA, 3475 nt
Organism: Xiphias gladius (swordfish)
Lineage: Eukaryota; Metazoa; Chordata; Actinopteri; Istiophoriformes; Xiphiidae
Product: serine/arginine-rich splicing factor 11-like
Exons: 12
Coding region: 2064-3017 (317 amino acids)
Cellular component (GO): nucleoplasm
Molecular function (GO): RNA binding
Source: RefSeq, a predicted model, not a curated record